Molecule: messenger RNA, 1346 nt
Organism: Lates calcarifer (barramundi perch)
Lineage: Eukaryota; Metazoa; Chordata; Actinopteri; Centropomidae
Gene: crabp2a
Product: cellular retinoic acid binding protein 2, a
Exons: 4
Coding region: 275-706 (143 amino acids)
Biological process (GO): fatty acid transport
Cellular component (GO): nucleus; cytosol
Molecular function (GO): fatty acid binding
Source: RefSeq, a predicted model, not a curated record
UUUGCUUUCCGUGCCAUUCAUUUGGAGCGCAGCCGCUUAUAACGUGCACCGGCACGUAGAUGAGAAAAGAGCUGUGACAGUCACCCACUCAUCCCGGGUAACUGGACAGGCAGAGUCAAGCCCAUCCGACGCGCCCACGCACCCAGACUAGAUUGAGACCCGACAAGUGAGGUUUUUAUUUUUGACGCACAGACGCGCACGAGCAGCAGCGCACGGACCGGACUUGGACCUGACAGUUCACCUACAUUAAUCCACAAACUACUUGCAGCCUAACAUGGAGCGCAAAAUCCCUGAUUUCGCCGGCACCUGGGAGAUGAAGAGCUCUGAAAACUUCGAGGAACUCUUGAAAGCGUUGAAUGUGAACGUGAUGCUGCGUAAGAUUGCGGUGGCAGCGGCCUCCAAGCCGCAGGUGGAGAUCACACAGGAUGGAGAGACUUUGUCUAUUAGAACCUCAACCACAGUCCGCACCACCCACAUCACCUUCACUGUGGGGCAGGAGUUCAAUGAGUCCACGGUGGACGGACGUCCCUGCACGAGUUUUCCACGUUGGGAAACAGACAGUAAGAUCAGCUGUGAGCAAACUCUGCAGAAAGGAGAGGGGCCUAAGACAUCCUGGACCCGAGAGAUCACCAAUGACGGCAAGCUGAUCCUGACCAUGAGAGCUGAUGAUGUGAUUUGCACCCGAGUCUAUGAACGACAACAAUGAACAAGAGCACUUCCCACUUUUUCGUCCUUCCAGCCCCCGUCUCCUCUCCUGCAUCACCACUUGCGUAACUACUCCCAUUUGUCAAGGCAGUGCUGGGAGAUAGCAGCCUUUAGAUUUAUUCCAGUAUUUGUGCUAGCUUCACUACAUAGUAAAUGUAGUAACUGUAUCUAGUAUGUCACAUAUCUACAUGAUAGUCUUAGCUUCUGAGUUAUCCGUCUCUUUCCAGCUCCAUCGAAACGUGACCAGCUGGGUUUUAAACAUGAAAAUGUGUGUUGCGUUGUAUGUUUGAUUCGCUUAGUGAAAGCUCAUGUAUUUGGCAUUAUGUGGGUCUGAGAGUGUGUGUGUGUGUAUGUGUGUGUGGCAGCAGAAGAGGUGUGAGACUAUAUUUGUAGAUGUGUAAACCAAUCUAUGAGCUCUUCCAGUUUCAGGUCAGUUUUGAUGUGUCCCUCCCCUCUGUUCCUGUAGCCCAAGUCCCACAUCUUUAACCUUUUCUAUCUCACAACGACAUUUUAUAUUUAUUACUACACUAGACUCUGAUACAGUACUGCUAAGGUUUUUACUUUUGUCUCUUUUAUAUGAAAUGUGAUCAUAGGAAACAACACUUUCUAUGGGAAAAACAAUAAAGCACGAUGUUAACUCA